Messenger RNA from Scomber japonicus (chub mackerel), 6873 nucleotides. RefSeq lists its product as uncharacterized. The transcript has 20 exons. The record is from RefSeq and is a predicted model, not a curated record. Gene Ontology annotation, molecular function: protein binding; metal ion binding. Lineage: Eukaryota; Metazoa; Chordata; Actinopteri; Scombriformes; Scombridae.
GAAGAUGAAGGAAGAGGAGGAAGAGGAGGACGGAGCAAAGUCUCUAAUAUCCAGCUGUCCAUCUAUGAAGAGUGACCGGUCUAGAGGUUUUCCUCCAGCCUUCAGUAAUGAACCUGGACCCUCAGACACAAAGCAGCAGAGUCUUUAACAGAGAGCAGAGUCUGUAACAUCCAGCUGUCUGUCUAUGAAGAGUGACCGCUCUAUAGGUGAUGGUCCAAACUUCAGUGAUGAACCUGGACCCUCAGACACAAAAGAGAGGAAGAGGAGGGAUGUUUCUGUGGAGCGGCUGUUCUACUGCUCUUUGUGUCAGGAUGUCCUGAAGGAUACAGUCUCUACCAGCUGUGGACACUUGUUCUGUAGACAGUGCAUCACCUCAUACCGGGACCAGUCUGCUUCAUCAGGAGACUUCUCCUGUCCCCAGUGUGCAGAAAGACCCAGAACCAGACCAGAACCUGGACUGCAGAGAGACAGUCAGACCAGCACUGUACAAAGUAAGACUGAAGAUCUUGAUCUGCAGGAGGUUUUAGAUGAACAUCAGAUCAGUCUGAGCAGCACAUGUGAAUGUGUGACUCAAGGAACUGAUGAAGCAGGGAGUGAAAUCCUCGUCAACAGCAUCUUCACUGAGGUCCACAUCACAGAGGGACAGACUGAAGAGUUUAAUACCCAACAUGAGGUGUGGCAGCUUGAAACAGCUUCCAAGAUGAAGACCCUCCAUGACACUCCAAUCAAGUGUCAGGACAUUUUUAAAGUCUUACCGGACCAACAGAAACACAUCAGAGUUGUUCUGAUGAAUGGCAUCGCUGGCGUUGGAAAAACCUUCUUAGUGCAGAAGUUCACUCUGGACUGGGCACAGCGCUUCGAAAACCAAGAUAUCAGUCUGCUGAUUCAGUUCUCGUUCAGGGCGCUGAACUUGAUCAAAGAUGAACAGUACAGUCUGAUCAUGCUGAUCCAUGUUUUCUAUCCAACAUUACAGAAGCUCACAGCAGAGAAGCUCGCUGUCUGUAAAGUGUUGUUCAUCUUUGACGGCCUGGAUGAAAGCAGACUUUCACUGGAUUUCAACAACAGUGAGGCCGUGUCUGAUGUCACACAGAAGUCAUCAGUCAGCGUGCUGUUGACAAACAUCAUCAAGGGGAAGCUGCUUCCCUCGGCUCUCAUCUGGAUAACUUCCCGACCUGCAGCAGCCAAUCAGAUCCCUCCUUCAUAUGUGGACAGGGUAACAGAAGUACAAGGCUUCACUGAUGACCAGAAGGAGGAGUACUUCAGGAGGAGAUUCAGUGAUGAAGAGCAGUCCAGCAGAAUCAUCUCACACAUCAAGACAUCCAGGAGCCUCCACAUCAUGUGUCACAUCCCAGUCUUCUGCUGGAUCACUGCUACAGUUCUGGACCACAUGUUGACUCCAGACCAGAGAGGAGAGCUGCCCAAAACCCUGACUGACAUGUACUCACACUUCCUGUUGGUUCAGACAAAGAGGAGGAAGAACAAGUAUGAUGAUGGACAUGAGACGAGUCCAGAGGAGCUGAUGGAGGCUGACAGCGAAGUUCUUCUGAAGCUGGGGAGGCUGGCGUUUGAACAACUGCAGGAAGGAAACAUCCUGUUCUACCAAGAAGACCUGGAGCAGUGUGGUCUUGAUGUCACAGAGGCAUCGGUGUUAUCAGGAGUUUGUACACAGAUCCUUAAAAGAGAGAGAGUGAGCUUCCAGAAAGCAGUCUACAGCUUUGUUCAUCUGACUGUUCAGGAGUUUCUGGCUGCAGUCUACAUGUACCACUGUUACACCAGCAGGAACACAGAGGUACUGAAGGACCUCCUGGGACAAGACUACAGUGACUCAUCACUGGAUGACUUCCUGAAAGGAGCCAUGGAGAAAUCUCUCCAAAGUAAAAAUGGCCACAUGGACCUGUUUGUCCGCUUCCUUCAUGGCCUCUCUCUGGAGUCCAACCAGAGUCUUCUAGGAGGCCUUCUGGGUCAGACAGACAACAGUCCAGAAAUCAUCCAGAGAGUCAUCAACAACCUAAAGGAGAUGAACAAAUUUGAUAUCUCUCCUGACAGAAGCAUCAACAUCUUCCACUGUCUGAUGGAGAUGAACGACCGCUCAGUACAUCAGGAGAUUCAAGAGUUCCUGAAGUCAGAGAACAGAUCAAAGAAGAAACUCUCUGAUAUCCACUGCUCAGCUCUGGCCUACAUGCUGCAGAUGUCAGAGGAGGUUCUGGAUGAGUUGAACCUGAAGAAGUACAACACAACACAGGAAGGACAACGGAGACUGAUCCCAGCUGUGAGGAACUGCAGAAAGGCUGUACUUUCUGGCUGUGGACUCUCAGAGACUCACUGUGAAGUUGUGGCCUCAGCUCUGAAGUCCAACCCCCAUCUGACAGAGCUGGACCUGAGUGAAAGAGACCUCCCUGAUUCAGGAGUGAAGCAUCUGUCUGCUGGACUCGAGAGUCCAAACUGUAGACUGGAGACUCUGAGAUUGUGGUGCUGCAGUUUGUCAGAGACCAGCUGUGCUUAUCUGGUCUCAGCUCUGAAGGACAACCCCUCCCAUCUGAGAGAUCUGAAUUUGAGUGAAAACAACCUACAGGAUUCAGGAAUGAAGCAACUGUGUGGUUUUGUGGAGAAUCCAGACUGUAAACUAAAGGCUCUGAGAUUGUGGUGCUGCAGUUUGUCAGAGACCAGCUGUGAUUCUCUGGUCUCAGCUCUGAAGGACAACCCCUCCCAUCUGAGAGAGCUGGAUCUGAGUGAAAACAACCUGCAGGAUUCAGGAGUGAAGCAUCUGUGUGGUUUUGUGGCGAGUCGAGACUGUAGACUGGAGGCUCUGAGAUUGAGGAGCUGCAGUUUGUCAGAGAUCAGCUGUGAUUCUCUGGCCUCAGCUCUGAAGUGCAACCCCUCCCAUCUGAGAGAGCUGGAUCUGAGUAAGAACAAGCUGCAGGAUUCAGGAGUGAAGCUGCUGUGCAAUUUUGUGGCGAGACCAGACAGUAGACUGAAGACUCUGGGAUUCUGGCGCUGCAGUUUAUCGGACAUCAGCUGUGCUUCUCUGGCCUCAGCUUUGAAGUGCAACCCAUCCCAUCUGAGACUGCUGGAUCUGAGUGAAAACAAGCUGGAUUCAGGAGUGAAGCAUCUGUGUGAUUUCCUGGAGAGUCCUCACUGUGAACUGGAGGCUCUGGGACUGAGAUCCUGCACUUUAUCAGAGAUCAGUUGUGCUACUCUGGCCUCAGCUCUGAAGUGCAACCCCUCCCAUCUGAGAGUGUUGGAUCUGAACUUCAACAAUUUGUGGGAUUCAGAUGUGAAGCCGCUGUCUGAUCUUAAAGACAGUAAAGACUGCAGACUGGAGACUUUGUGUCAGGACGUCCUGAAGGAUCCAGUCUCUACCAGCUGUGGACACUGGUUCUGCAGACAUUGCAUCACCUCAUACUGGGACCAGUCUGCUUCAUCAGGAGACUCCUCCUGUCCCCAGUGUGCAGAAACACCCAGAACCAGACCUGGACUGCAGACAGACAGUCAGACCAGCACUACUGAUUAUACCUUUUCUUCUUCUCUUUCAACAGAAAGUGGUCUGCAGGAGGUUUUAGAUGAACAUCAGAACAGUCUGAACAGCACAUGUGAGCAUGUGACUGAUGAAGCAGGAAAUGAAAUCCUCCUCAAAAGGAUCUUCACUGAGGUCCACAUCACAGAGGGACAGAGUGAAGAGGUUAAUACCCAACAUGAAGUGUGGCAGCUUGAAACAGCUUCCAGGAUGAAGACCCUCCAUGACACUCAAAUCAAGUGUCAGGACAUCUUUAAAGUCUUACCUGACCAACACAAACACAUCAGAGUCGUUCUGAUGAACGGCAUCGCUGGCGUUGGAAAAACCUUCUCAGUGCAGAAGUUCACUCUGGACUGGGCACAGCGCUCCAAAAACCAAGAUAUCAGUCUGCUAAUUCUGUUCUCGUUCAGGGUGCUGAACUUGAUCAAAGAUAAGCAGUACAGUCUGAUCAUGCUGAUCCGUGUUUUCUAUCCAACGUUACAGAAGCUCACAGCAGAGAAGCUCGCUGUCUGUAAAGUUUUGUUCAUCUUUGAUGGUCUGGAUGAAAGUAGACUUUCACUGGAUUUCAACAACAGUGAGGUUGUGUCUGAUGUCACACAGAAGUCAUCAGUCAGCGUGCUGUUGACAAACCUCUUCAUGGGGAAGCUGCUUCCCUCGGCUCUCAUCUGGAUAACUUCCCGACCUGCAGCAGCCAAUCAGAUCCCUCCUUCAUGUGUGGACAGGGUAACAGAAGUACAAGGCUUCACUGACGCCCAGAAGGAAGAGUACUUCAGGAGGAGAUUCAGUGAUGAAGAGCAGUCCAGCAGGAUCAUCUCACACAUCAAGACAUCCAGGAGCCUCCACAUCAUGUGUCACAUGCCAGUCUUCUGCUGGAUCACUGCUACAGUUCUGGACCACAUGUUGACUACAGACCAGAAAGGAGAGCUGCCCAAAACCCUGACUGACCUGUACUCACACUUCCUGCUGGUUCAGACAAAGAGGAAGAAGAACAAGUAUGAUGAGGGACAUGAGACGAGUCCACAGGAGCUGUCGAAGGGUGACAGGAAACUUCUUCUGAAGCUGGGGAGGCUGGCGUUUGAACAACUGGAGAAAGGAAACAUUCUGUUCUACCAAAAAGACCUGGAGCAGUGUGGUCUUGAUGUCACAGGGGCCUCUGUGUUAUCAGGAUUCUGUACACAGAUCCUUAAGAGAGAGAGAGUGAGCUUCCAGAAAACAGUCUACAGCUUUGUUCAUCUGACUGUUCAGGAGUUUCUGGCUGCAGUCUACAUGCACCACUGUUACACCAGCAGGAACACAGAGGUACUGAAGGUUUUCCUGGGAGAAGAAAAACUUUCUGCCAAUGUCAGAAACAAUGAUAGCCAUGACUCAUCACUGGAUGACUUCCUGAAAGCAGCCAUGGAGAAAUCUCUCCAAAGUAAAAAUGGCCACUUGGACCUGUUUGUCCGCUUCCUUCAUGGCCUCUCUCUGGAGUCCAACCAGAGUCUCCUAGGAGAUCUGCUGGGUCAGACAGACAACAGUCCAGAAACCAUCCAGAGAGUCAUCAACAACCUGAAGGAGAUGAACAAAUUUGAUAUUUCCCCUGACAGAAGCAUCAACAUCUUCCACUGUCUGAUGGAGAUGAACGACCGCUCAGUACAUCAGGAGAUCCAAGAGUUCCUGAAGUCAGAGAACAGAUCAAUGAAGGAGCUCUCUGAGAUCCACUGCUCAGCUCUGGCCUACAUGCUGCAGAUGUCAGAGGAGGUUCUGGAUGAGUUGAACCUCAAGAAGUACAACAAAACACAGAAAGGACAACGGAGACUGAUACCAGCUGUGAGGAACUGCAGAAAGGCUGUACUUUCUGGCUGUGGACUCUCAGAGACUCACUGUGAAGUUGUGGCCUCAGCUCUGAAAUCCAACCCCCAUCUGACAGAGCUGGACCUGAGUGAAAGAGACCUGCCUGAUUCAGGAGUGAAGCAUCUGUCUGCUGGACUCGAGAGUCCAAACUGUAGACUGGAGACUCUGAGAUUAUGGUGCUGCAGUUUGUCAGAGACCAGCUGUGCUUAUCUGGUCUCAGCUCUGAGGGCCAACCCCUCCCAUCUGAGAGAUCUGAAUUUGAGUGAAAACAACCUACAGGAUUCAGGAGUGAAGCAACUGUGUGGUUUUGUGGAGAAUCCAGACUGUAAACUAAAGGCUCUGAGAUUGUGUUGCUGCAGUUUGUCAGAGACCAGCUGUGAUUCUCUGGUCUCAGCUCUGAAGGACAACCCCUCCCAUCUGAGAGAGCUGGAUCUGAGUGAAAACAACCUGCAGGAUUCAGGAGUGAAGCAUCUGUGUGAUUUUGUGGCGAGUCGAGACUGUAGACUGGAGGCUCUGAGAUUGAGGGGCUGCAGUUUGUCAGAGAAAAGCUGUGAUUCUCUGGCCUCAGCUCUGAAGUGCAACCCCUCCCAUCUGAGAGAGCUGGAUCUGAGUAAGAACAAGCUGCAGGAUUCAGGAGUGAAGCUGCUGUGCAAUUUUGUGGAGAGACCAGACAGUAGACUGAAGACUCUGGGAGUCUGGCGCUGCAGUUUAUCGGACAUCAGCUGUGCUUCUCUGGCCUCAGCUUUGAAGUGCAACCCAUCCCAUCUGAGAGUGCUGGAUCUGAGUGAAAACAAGCUGCAGGAUUCAGGAGUGAAGCAUCUGUGUGAUUUCCUGGAGAGUCGUCACUGUGAACUGGAGGCUCUGGGAUUGAGAUCCUGCACUUUGUCAGAGAUCAGUUGUGCUACUCUGGCCUCAGCUCUGAAGUGCAACCCCUCCCACCUGAGAGUGCUGGAUCUGAACUACAACAACCUGCAGGAUUCAGAUGUGAAGCCGCUGUCCGAUCUUAAAGACAGUAAAGACUGCAGACUGGAGACUCUGAGACGGAACUGGUGAUCUCUGUCAGAGUGUGAGUGAACAUCCAGGAGUGUUGAGAGAGGAUCAGCUGGAUCCUGAUGAUCCAUCUGGACCGGAGUCUGGAUCUGGAUUUUGUCGUCUUCAUUUAAGUUUCUUCACUGACUACAAACUGAACAGUUAUCAUUAGAUUUGUUAUGAUUGUUGCAAAAAUCAGGUGUUACAAGUCAGACUAUGACGCUGGGCUCAUAUUAAUCAAACGUCUCAGAAUCACACUGAGAGUUAACAAGGACUAAUACUAAUGAAUGAAGCAGAAGAAAAUUGACUGUGACUUUCAGCAGGAGAGGGAUUACUGCUGGGAGAGAGUGAGACGUCGCUGUUUUACCAAAGUCAGAGCAGCAAAGUAGAAAUAAUGAUGACAUGUUGAAGUUUUCUCACAUUCUCAGCUGUAAAUAUUAAACAGUGGUAAUUUGGUGUAUUAUGUGUAUAGACAGGUAACUUACUGAGGUUAUGUA